AUCCUAUAAAUUUGGCCCUCGCUUGCUCCCUUUUCUCAUCAAUCUAUAACAAGCUCUGCCUACCUCUAAGCCUUAGAGAGAGAAAGUUGGAGAGAGAUGGCACAGGGAAGGGGCAGUGCAAUGAGCUUGGUGGCUUUGGUGUUUGUGAUGAUUUGCCUAUUGGAGGUUAGCACCGCUGCCACCACUUAUACAGUGGGUGACAGCCGUGGCUGGACCUUCAACAUGGUUAGCUGGCCUGCCGGCAAGCGCUUCAGGGCAGGAGAUGUUCUUGUUUUCCAGUAUGACAAUAGCGCUCACAACGUGGUUGCAGUGAACGCUGCAGGCUACAAAAGCUGCCUCGUUCCUCGUGGCUCUAGGACUUACCGUUCCGGCAGCGAUCGCAUCACUCUCAGAAGGGGUGCCAAUUUCUUCCUUUGCAGCAUUCCCGGCCACUGCCAAAGUGGAAUGAAGGUCCAAGUCAAUGCUGCAUAGAGAGAGAAAUUAUAGUUAAAGAGGUCGCAUCUCAUUUUCUGGUUAUGAUUUUAGAUGUGAGGUCCUGAGAUCCGGCUACUAAAUAAAUAAUAAAUGAGGUUAUAAACCAUGGAUCCACUGUGUGUU
This is a messenger RNA of Amborella trichopoda, 597 nucleotides long. RefSeq names its product basic blue protein. Gene Ontology annotation, molecular function: electron transfer activity. NCBI's taxonomy places the organism in Eukaryota, Viridiplantae, Streptophyta, Magnoliopsida, Amborellales, Amborellaceae. Gene Ontology annotation, cellular component: plasma membrane. The record is from RefSeq and is a predicted model, not a curated record.